AUGUCGCGGCGAGCAGGGCCCACCAAUGGCGGCGAAAAAGACACUCCUGCGCAACCGCGGGACAGUGCUCAAUCGAAGCAAGCAAUGCUGUUAUCUCAAGACACGGGGCACUUCAGUUUGAUCAGGGCACUUCAUCUUGCUGAUCUGAUCACUGAACUAAACGGAUUCUGCGGAUUCAUGUCAAUUCUCUCCUCAAUGCGGUAUUGUCUCGCCGACCCGAGCGAUCUCGCAAACCUAUGGCUCGCCUUUGCUUUAAUGCCAUUUGGACUAUUCUUCGACUUUUUAGAUGGCAAGGUAGCGCGGUGGAGGGAGAAGUCGUCCUUGAUGGGCCAAGAGUUGGAUUCGCUUGCAGAUUUGGUCACAUUUGGUGUCGCUGCCGCCGUCGCCGGGUUCGCAAUGGGAUUCCGUACCGCCAUCGACCAGCUCUUCCUGGGAUUCUACGUCCUUUGUGGAUUGACGAGACUAGCCAGGUUCAAUGUGACUGUUGCAAUGCUGCCCAAGGACAAGUCCGGCAAAUCGAAGUACUUUGAAGGCACUCCCAUCCCCCUCGCUUGCUUGAUAAGCUUAACGAUGAUGAUGACUUGCACUUGGUUUGGUUGGAUCCAUGAGGAUCUGCCUCUCGGGACUGUUCUCAGUGGAACCGAGCUCGAGUUUCAUCCCGUUGUGGUGAUCUUUCUCAUCAAUGGGUUGCUCAUGACCAGCAGAACGUUACAUGUCCCGAAACCGUAA
This is a messenger RNA of Cladophialophora psammophila CBS 110553, 729 nucleotides long. Its product is annotated as phosphatidylserine synthase. NCBI's taxonomy places the organism in Eukaryota, Fungi, Ascomycota, Eurotiomycetes, Chaetothyriales, Herpotrichiellaceae. Gene Ontology annotation, biological process: phospholipid biosynthetic process. Bases 1 to 729 code for a protein of 242 amino acids. The transcript has 5 exons. The record is from RefSeq and is a predicted model, not a curated record. Gene Ontology annotation, cellular component: membrane. Gene Ontology annotation, molecular function: phosphotransferase activity, for other substituted phosphate groups.